Molecule: messenger RNA, 1338 nt
Organism: Solanum pennellii
Lineage: Eukaryota; Viridiplantae; Streptophyta; Magnoliopsida; Solanales; Solanaceae
Product: Werner Syndrome-like exonuclease
Exons: 7
Coding region: 54-1007 (317 amino acids)
Biological process (GO): nucleobase-containing compound metabolic process
Molecular function (GO): 3'-5' exonuclease activity; nucleic acid binding
Source: RefSeq, a predicted model, not a curated record
UAGCUGCAAAAAAAGAAAAAAAGAAAAAUCAGUUUUGUACUCAUUUAGCGAAAAUGGGAACUCCGAUCUCCGGCGAAUUAGACGAUUGGGAUCGACCUUUUACAGAGGAAGAACUCCAAGAGAUAGAUGCUGCAUUUGAAUCAGCUACCAAGAGAAAAAGCGAUUCCGAAGAUGUAGCCGCCGCCGGCGAAGAAUCCCGUCGGAAAAGUCGCCGGAGAUUGCCGGCAUCUCUUUUUGUUUAUCAUCAACAAAAUGAGGUUUCCGAUUCUUCAUUGUUGUCUCCUUGCACUAGAAAUCAGUCUCGGUGUAGCUAUUCAUCUCGUUCUUCUAAUCAAGGGAUGUUACUGGUGGGCGGUGAAGUUACCCGCGAAAUUAGUCGAGCAGCUAAGAUAGUGAUGCAAUACCCGGAAAUGUCCUUUAAAGGACGUGUUAUAUACAGCAGAACUAUUAACGAGGUGGAGAAAUCUGCAGUAGAGCUGUUAAAUUUUGUUGAGGAAAAGAAGAGGAAAGAAGGUAAUGUUGCUCUUGGAUUUGACAUUGAAUGGAAGCCCACUUUUAGAAGAGGUGUGCCACCUGGGAAGGCUGCUGUUAUGCAGAUAUGUGGUGACAAGGGUAAUUGUUAUGUUCUGCAUAUCAUCCACUCCGGAAUCCCUCAAACUCUGCAAUCUCUUCUUGAGGAUCCAACUGUUGUGAAGGUGGGUGUUUGCAUUGCAAAUGAUGCUUACAAAGUUCGCCAAGAUCAUAAUGUAUCUGUGAAGGCUUUGGAAGAUCUUUCCGAACUUGCCAACAAAAAGCUUGAUGAUCCCAAGAAGUGGAGUCUAGCAUCAUUAACUGAGAAGCUUCUUGCCAAGCAGCUCCCAAAGCCAAGUAAUAUCAGGUUGGGGAAUUGGGAGGCUAAUGUGUUAUCUAGGGACCAACUACAUUAUGCUGCUACAGAUGCCUUUGUUUCCUGGUACUUGUAUCAGGCACUGCAGAGCCUUCCGGAGAUUGUUGAUAACAAAGAGUGAAGAUAGGUUCUUUGGCCGGUGAAGGAUCUUGUUACUUUGGUUGCUGAGAAGAAAUGCAGCUUGAACUUCAUUAAUCUAAAGUAAGCUCUACUCGAGCUUUGUCCAUGGAAGCUAUUCAUUCAUUUGUACAAUGUAGUUAAGUUCCAUGUCUCACAUUGUUGUGCAAGUCAUUGUUACUGAAAUCAUAAUUAUAAAACCUCAUUAUAAGUUAAAGCGUUCUAGGUAAUGCUGCUGUUGUAAAAUAGAUAAACCCUCUACAUGAUUCUUACAAUGUAAUAGCCCCCGGGGCUUUGGUUCAAUGGUAAGAGUGCAGCCUUGAUGUUUGAAUAGA